UUUUUUUUCUUCCCUUCUUGUAUUCUUCUCCCCCCCCCCUCCCUUCUCCUCCCCCCUCCUCGCAUGUUUCCGCUCGCGAGGUAGACCGACUUUACAUGCGGGCGUUUCGGUGAGAAGUAGGAAAUGCAGAGAUCGUGCGCGACGGGCGGAUUAUCAGCUUGACUCGUUCGGUCGCCACUUCGGACGCGGAACUCCACUCGGCUCAAAAGGUGAAUCAUGACAGAAUAUAAGCUGGUAGUAGUGGGAGCUGGUGGCGUUGGCAAGAGCGCCCUUACCAUUCAGCUUAUCCAGAAUCACUUUGUGGAUGAAUAUGACCCCACCAUUGAGGACUCCUACAGAAAGCAGGUAGUGAUUGACGGAGAGACGUGUCUGCUGGACAUCCUGGACACUGCAGGUCAGGAGGAGUACAGCGCCAUGAGGGACCAGUACAUGAGGACAGGGGAGGGCUUCCUCUGUGUCUUUGCCAUCAAUAACACCAAGUCCUUUGAGGACAUUCACCACUAUAGAGAACAGAUUAAGCGGGUGAAAGACUCUGAGGACGUCCCCAUGGUGCUGGUGGGGAACAAGUGUGACCUCCCGUCCCGGACAGUGGACACCAAGCAGGCUCAGGACUUAGCACGCAGCUACGGAAUUCCCUCUAUCGAGACCUCAGCAAAAACCAGACAGAGAGUGGAAGAUGCCUUUUACACUCUGGUACGGGAGAUCAGGCUGUACCGGCUCAAUAAGCUCAGCAAGGAAGAAAAGACGCCGCGCUGUGUCAAGCUUAAAAAGUGUGUUGUGAUGUGAAAGGGGGCGUUGACGAUGCCUUUUACACAUUAGUGCGAGAAAUCCGGAAGCAUAAGGAGAAGAUGAGCAAGGAGGGCAAAAAGAAGAAAAAGAAAUCCAAGACAAAGUGUACACUCAUGUGAAUAAUCACCCCUUUUCAAGACAGACUAAAAAAACAAAAAACAAACUAUGUUGAACAGUUCAAGUAAUACAUUUUGUACAUUACACUAAAUUAUUAGCUCCUUAUCAAUACCCACUAUACUGAAUACUAAACCUGACCUGAUUUUUCUGCCUUUCUGAUAUUUGCUACUUUGACACAGAUAAGCUUUAUUUUCAGUUUAGUGCCAGUUGCCCUCAUGUGUUGGUCCAGAUUGAUUUUAUAGGAUGAUGUUGAUUUGGAUUAUUUUACAUGUGAGCUAAUUGCAUCAUAGCUCAUGUUUGACAAAAAUUAUUCAUUAUUAGCUUUUUUUCUCCCUAGCUUAAUAGGGCAUGACCUGCAAAAGUUCUCUAAUGCCCUUUUUAAGUGCGGGAUGCCAAAGAAAGAAUUUCCCUUCCGAUUCUCAUAGACAAACAGACAUGAGGAGAGGAUCAAGAUUCAGCCAGAUGAGAUCCAAAUGUCCCAGCCACUGUCUAAUGUUCCCAUUUAGUUGUGUCACUGAUAUAAGUAUGCAUGCAAACUCUUAUUCUUCUCCGAAUGUUUUUAACACCCUAAUUAGCUAUUAAUUAAUUUGUCAAUGUUUUGUACUUUGUGGGGAGUGAUUUCUUGCCUAUAUAUUUUUUUUGCAUGCACGUGUCCUUGAUGACAUGAGUACUGCAAACUGCCUUUGGUUGAUGCAUUUAACAGAUCCAGCCACGAUGAAAUCUGACCCAAGUGUAGCUUUUCAGGUCCAUAACCAAUAAUCAAUAUUUGCUUUUGUGAGAAAGAAUUCAAAGAUGCCACGCCACAAGCUAAUGUUGGACAGCUUGUUUGACCUCACCGAUUACAUACUUCCUGGUUGGUUUUUUUUUACUCCAAGGCUCGACUGCAGUACUGUUUUUAUAGAUCCUGACAAAAAUCAUAUUAUUGAAAUUUGUUACACAAGUUUUGUCCCUCAAAUUGACGAACUAUUAAAGAGUCAAUCUCUCUUGUCAAUCUCCUGUUGGUGAACCUAGUAUUUAAACAGUGUUUGUUGGCUGAAAUACAAAAAUUUGAGGAUUUGUGAUUCGCCAGUAGCCGGCCACAGAGGUGUCGCGCGCCUUGCACGUUUCCCUGAGCCGUCGACUCGUUCGCUUGUGACUGGCUACAAAGCAAAUUGUGUCUUUUUAAGCAGCUUUCAGGAAUCUUGCUCUUGGUGUGGUGUCACGGAGGUUGUUCAGAUUCUUCCCUAUGUCUUAUAUUUAAUUUCCGUAAAUGUUGACAUUUUUUGGGGGGGGUGGGCUGCCUUUCAACAGAAAGCAACGACAGUCGAGCAGAAUAAUUAUUAAUUUUCUCUCUCGCGGCUCACGCGUCAUGGUGAUGUAACAGGAACUGAUGUUUGUAAAUGAGGCAACAAUUGCCAUUAAAUUGGUUUUUAGAGGAAAUCCCAGUUUGGUUCCCGGGUCAACCCAUAUUUCACCUUUUCCUUCAAAUUUUCAAAUGGUUUCCCGGGGGAUUUUUAUUUGCCUUUUUAUUGUUCGCAUUAGGUGCUACAUUUAAACAGGAAAAGCAAGAGCCGGGACAACAUUUACUUUGUCCCGUGUGCGCUCUGGAAAUACACAAAAUGCUGUUUUAGGGGCGUGAUGGUGUUGACACAGAAAAUCCGGACGUGAUACCUUUUGCUUUCAGGAUAAAUGAGUUUUGACCCAGUUUAUUAUUACCUCCUUUUUAUUUUCAUGAAGUAGAUAAUAACUGUUAAUGCAAUUUUUAAUUAAGGAACCAUCUUAUUAACAAUACUGUUUCAGAAAAUGGUUUUACUGAAAUGUUUGAAAUGUUCCUCUUCCUUUAUUGCGUGCCAACAGCUGAUUUCUGAAAUGUAUCAUUUAUACCUGGAUCGUAUUUUAACAACCUUUGUAUAGUUGUGAUACUGAAAGGUGCAUAUUUUGUAAAUUGUGCUUCAUUUCAUUGGUGUGUCUAGAUGAAUGUUGCUUUAAUGGAGUUUCACUCCGCUCUGUGUAUGUGACUACAGUGUGACUGGUCCAGGUCUAGGGAAGUGAAUGAAUGACCACUUUACAACACACCUGUUGUGGGCAGUGUGGAGUGGUAAUCUGAUCUCAAAUGAGUCUAUUUUUUGCCAUGAAUCUCACCACUCCUAUUUAAUGUGUAAUAAAGAACAAAGUAAAGAGGAA
This is a messenger RNA of Scophthalmus maximus (turbot), 3069 nucleotides long. RefSeq names its product v-Ki-ras2 Kirsten rat sarcoma viral oncogene homolog (gene kras). The transcript is spliced from 6 exons. The record is from RefSeq and is a predicted model, not a curated record. Gene Ontology annotation, biological process: Ras protein signal transduction. Gene Ontology annotation, molecular function: GTP binding; GTPase activity; GDP binding. Gene Ontology annotation, cellular component: plasma membrane. The coding region runs from base 217 to 786 and encodes 189 amino acids. Lineage: Eukaryota; Metazoa; Chordata; Actinopteri; Pleuronectiformes; Scophthalmidae.